GGUCCUUGACCUUGACCUUAUUUACAUCUACAUCAUAAGCCAAAUUAUAUGAUCCUCAGUUAUAAAACGAGUUUUGUUCGGUUUUACCGUCGGAGAAUUAAUCGUAUAAUGCAAUAAAAAUGAGGAUCGAUGGGAUUGAGGAUGCCAGCCUAGAUUCUGAAUGGAUUCGUUCCACGGCCGAAAAUCAAGUGCCUUAUUAUAUCAACCAUGGAGAACAAUGUACCCAAUGGGAUCACCCACAGAUGAGUCAAUUAAUGAAAUCCUUAUGUACAUCAGUUUAUUCUGUAUAUUACAAGGAACAAAUUACGCUUCAUUCUUACUUGGAAGUUUAUGUUGUUGCGUCAGUGAUGCAACGAUGCCCUUUGAUUUUACGUUUAGUGUGCAAACUGAACGAUGUUCGAUUUUCCGCUUAUCGUCUUGCCAUGAAAGUACGGGCUAUUCAGAAACAUUUAUGUAUGUACCUAGUCGAUAUAGCCAGCCUCGUUUCCGCUUUCGAGGAGAAUGGAUUAGGAUUUUGUGAAGAUGUUCUAGAUAUCGAAAAGAUGACGAAAGUUAUUCAAGCGUUUUUCGAUCUACUACACGAUGAUCAUCCAAAACUGAUAAACGUUUCACUUUGCGUUGAAUUAGUGCUGAAUUGGAUAUUAAACGUUUACGAUCCAAAGCGUCUCGCUCUUUUAUUAUCUAGAUCGAGGAGUGGGCAAGUUCGAACGUUGUCUUUUAAAGUUUUGCUGGUGCUCAUGUGUAAAGCUCAUUUAGAAGAGAAAUACCGAUAUAUAUUUCGUCUAGUAGCCGAUUCUUCAGGGAGGGUGGACGAACGGCAUUUUGCCCUCCUUCUACAUGAUUGUCAGCAAAUCCCGCGAGCGUUGGGAGAGUUAGCAGCAUUUGGUGGAAGCAAUAUUGAGCCAUCCGUUCGUUCUUGUUUCAAAAAAUUACAGAACGGUCGUCACCAUGUUACUAUUAAUGAAUUUUUGGAAUGGUUGAAAAUGGAACCACAAUCGUUGGUCUGGCUUCCAGUGUUACAUAGACUCUCUGCCGCCGAAUCGGCAAGACAUCAAGCUAAAUGUAGCAUUUGCAAACAGUAUCCAAUAAUUGGAUUUCGAUAUCGUUGUUUAAGGUGCUUUAAUUUCGACAUGUGUCAAAACUGUUUCUUUGCCGGGCGAACUGCUAAACAUCAUAAAUUAUCUCAUCCUAUGAAUGAAUAUUGUACAACGACAACGUCAGGAGAAGACAUGAAAGACUUUACCCAAAUGUGUAAAAACAAAUUGCGUUCUAAGAGAUACUUCAAGAAACAUCCUCGAUUGGGAUAUUUGCCCGUUCAGACUGUAAAGGAAGGAGAUCAAAUUGAAAGCCCGGCACCAACGCCGCGUCACUGGUCUACUACUACAUUUGAAGUUCAACCAUCAACUAGUGGUAAUAUCGAGGUCGGUCCGGCCUCUCCCACAACUCAUAUGCAUUCUCGAAUGGAAGUUUAUGCUCAUAGGUUAGCACAAGUGGAGGACGUCGACAAAACAGAAAACUCAAAGCCAAAUGAAAUGGACGAAGAGCACAAAUUGAUUGCCGCCUAUUGUGCUAGUCUGCAAUCAACCGGAUCGACUGAUCGAAAGAAACAGCAACAAUUAGUCAGCCCUUUACAAAUGAUGGUAAGCGUAGAGGCGGAGCAAAGAUUAGAGUUUGAAGAAAUGAUACGAGAUUUGGAAGAAGAAAAUAAACGUUUGCAAGUGGAAUAUGAGUCCUUGUGCUCCCAGGUCGAAAAUCACUGUCAGGUGGACGAGGGGCACAGUAAUGCAGGAGGUGAAGGUAGCUCAGAUUUAAUGACCGAGGCGAGGCUGCUUAGGCAGCAUAAAGGGAGAUUAGAAGCUAGAAUGCAGAUAUUAGAAGAACAUAAUACUCAGUUAGAGGCUCAGUUGAAAAGGCUUCAUCAAUUGUUUUCCAAUCAAUCAACAAACUCAACGACAAGUUUACCAAGAUUAAGAACGGGAGGAAGUUCACUUUUAACAAGUUGUAGUCAAACUUCUCUACCAAAUACACCCAGCAGGAGAACUUUAAAUUCCAGUCGAUAUUCCUAUACUGAUCCCAGAGAAAUACGUUAUCGGGAUUCUUCUCUUGACCGAUCAAGUUUAAGUGGACGCUCCGAAACAGAAGGUGAAUUGGACGAACCACAAUUCUCACCCCCAAUAAUAACACAAAGGAAGGACAGCUUAAGUAGCCUAUUACAAAUGGCUAAUCAAGUUGGUAAGGCCGUUGGAACGCUAGUAAAUGUAAUGACAGACGAUGAGAAAGAUGACGAUGAAGAGGAGAAUAAGAAAAACGAGAAAAUCGAUUUAAAAUAA
Messenger RNA from Dimorphilus gyrociliatus, 2330 nucleotides. The record is from the annotation of a GenBank genome assembly. NCBI's taxonomy places the organism in Eukaryota, Metazoa, Annelida, Polychaeta, Dinophilidae.